AUGGUGUACUUUCCCGGUACUGAGUACCGUGCCCAUACGAGCUGCAUGACCGAAGCGCAGAAAUACCAGGGAGCCCUUUACCGCGAAAAGAAAGGCAAAGCCCAGUCUGCGCAGGCACCCGCACCCGCAGACAGCGCGAACAACGCGGCCUCAAACACCAUGGCCCAUGCAGCAUAUGUUGAAGACGUCGCAGACGACUACGAUUCCUGGCGCGAUUACGAACAGCGCAGCGACGAUGACGACCAAUCCGUUAACGAUCCGCUCCCGGAGGCGCCAACCCCACCCUCGGCCGUUGAGGCAGAUGCUCAAGUCAAUGUCUUUGACUUCCUGGUCGCCAACCCGACGCCAACUGCUUCCCAUGUUUCCCUGCCCGCCACGGCGCCCAUCCAGCUGUGCGAGGACACGCAGCUCGUCCGCUUCGAUCCAGAGGCCAACGGCAUGGCCGAGACUUUUGAAGAACAGGCGGCGAUGGUACAGUAUGGCACUGGUCCCGUACCCACGCACUUUGAGACGCCCGCACCCAAGGCACCGCGGAGGAAGGUGAAGGACAGCGACAAGGAAACCAAGAAGGACAAGAAGCGGAAGAGGUUACACAUCGAGACGGACCACAUCAUGACGGACGCCCCGCCAGUGCUGCAUUCCGGGCUGACAGGUGGGAUAAACCGGCUCAUGUCCCGACCUUCCGUCUUCCCGCCUUCGCCGGAUUACUCUGGCGGUGAUGCCGCCGAGACCCCGGCCAGCCCUCUCAAGAAGACCAAGUCGAAGCACCACAAGUCCAAUCGAGCAACCGAGAUACUAGGCAACAGUCUAAUGGCUAUGAUCGCCGCCGGCUCCAAACCGAAGUCCACCAAGCGCACCAAAACCAAGUCCAGCUCCACCCCCUCUAAACCAAAGAAGAAGCGAACAACCGCCAAGAGCCUCGAGGCCCCGAAAGAGCAGAAACUUCUCGAGUUCAGGCCGGGGUCCAACGACGGCAAGGAGGAGAAUGGCGCGUUGGUGGUGUACAAGCCGCCGGCUCAGCAAUUCCUCAGUUUCGUGACCAAAGGGCCGGAAAGCGAGCGCGGCUGUAGCGUCAACAAGGCCCUGAAGAGGUAUCACCGCGAGAGGAGUGCGGCGGGGUCGGGGUCGAGCCGGUUGAUGGACGAAAAAGAGCUUUGGAGGUCGUUGCGGAUGAAAAAGAAUGAUAGGGGUGAGAUUGUGCUGUUUUGUAUUGAUGAGUGA
Parathielavia appendiculata is the source of this 1221-nucleotide messenger RNA. RefSeq lists its product as uncharacterized. Gene Ontology annotation, cellular component: nucleolus. NCBI's taxonomy places the organism in Eukaryota, Fungi, Ascomycota, Sordariomycetes, Sordariales, Chaetomiaceae. The transcript has 2 exons. Gene Ontology annotation, biological process: negative regulation of transcription by RNA polymerase II; rRNA processing. The record is from RefSeq and is a predicted model, not a curated record. Gene Ontology annotation, molecular function: DNA binding. The coding region runs from base 1 to 1221 and encodes 406 amino acids.